Cotesia glomerata is the source of this 1980-nucleotide messenger RNA. RefSeq names its product alpha-glucosidase-like. Gene Ontology annotation, biological process: carbohydrate metabolic process. NCBI's taxonomy places the organism in Eukaryota, Metazoa, Arthropoda, Insecta, Hymenoptera, Braconidae. The transcript is spliced from 2 exons. The record is from RefSeq and is a predicted model, not a curated record. Bases 26 to 1933 code for a protein of 635 amino acids.
GGAGGUGGUUUGUUGGUAGUUUGAAAUGUUACGUGAACUAGUUCUUAUUUCUUUGGUUGCUGUUGCGGUUGCUGGGCCACGUGGACCAUUUGGACCAGGUGGUCCACAUGGACCACAUGGACCAGGUGGGCCAUCUAGACCACCUGGACCAAAUGGACCACAUAGACCACCUGGACCAAAUGGUCCACCUGGUCCAAAUGGACCACCUGGACAAUCUAGACCACCUGGUCCAAAUGGACCACCUGGACCACAAGUUAACAAUCAAACCCAAUUCUACAAUUCAUCAUCAGUAAACUCAACAUCUACCGAAUGGUGGCGAGACACUUUUAUCUACCAAAUCUACCCCCGAAGUUUCAAAGACAGUAACGGUGACGGUAUUGGCGACCUGAACGGAGUCCUGGAAAAGAUCGACCAUUUCGCUGACAUGAAUGUCAGCGCUCUCUGGUUCUCCCCAAUCUUCAAAUCCCCCAUGGCAGACUACGGCUACGAUAUCUCCAACUUCACGGACAUCGACCCACUAUUCGGCUCCCUAUCAGACUUCAAGAACAUAACUGCAGCAGCGCACAAAAGAGGUCUUAAGGUAAUCCUCGACUGGGUACCCAACCACUCCUCAGACGAGCACCCGUGGUUCAACAAAUCCAUCAACCGGAUCAAGCCCUACGAUGACUACUAUAUCUGGCGGGACGCCAAAAUCGUCAACGGAACCCGCCAACCACCCAACAACUGGCUGAGUAUCUUCUUGGGCUCAGCUUGGACCUGGAACGACGUCAGGAAGCAGUACUACCUCCACCAGUUCCUGGACAAGCAGCCGGACUUGAAUUUCCGCAAUGCAGAUUUGAGGAAAGAAAUGGAAGACGCUUUGAUCUUCUGGGCGAACAAUGGUGCUGAUGGCUUCAGAAUCGACUCGAUGAUCUUCAUGUACGAGGAUUCUCAAUUCCGUGAUGAACCCUUGAUCCCCAACACUGGAAAACCUGCUGAUGAUCCAGCAACCUUGGACCACAUUUACACCCAAAAUCAACCUGAAGGCUACGACUUGCUCAAAACCUGGAGGGACAAGCUUGAUGCUAUCGGAGGCAACCAGAGGAAGUUCAUAAUCAUGACUGAAGCCUACACUACCCUUCCUCUCACAGUUAAGUACUACAAAUACGGCGCUAAUGUCCCUUUUAACUUCAUGUUCGUAACAGGACUUAACAACAAAUCCUCAGCUUUAGAUUUCAAGCGUAGCAUCGACGGCUGGCUGAACAACAUCCCCGAGGGUGACUACGUCGCCAACUGGGUGGUAGACAACCACGACAACCAGCGAGUCGCCAACCGCUUUGGUCCUAAACGAGCUGACCAAUUGACAAUGCUAGCUGCUGUCCUUCCAGGUGUUGGAGUCGUCUUCAACGGCGACGAAAUCGGUAUGAUUGGCGCCAAGAUCUCCUGGGCGGAAACUGUUGAUCCCCAAGCUUGUCUAGCUGGUCCCGAUCGCUACUUAAGUGUCACCAGAGAUCCUGAAAGGACUCCCUUCCAGUGGGACAGCUCCACCAGCGCUGGGUUCUCCAGCAGCAACAAAACCUGGCUACCAGUCAAUCCCAAUUACAAAACCCUUAACCUAGCCAAUCAAAAGAACGAUCCUGAUUCUCACUAUGGAGUCUUUAAACGUCUAGUUGCUUUGAAGUCCAAGGAAGUUGUUAAAAAGGGAGAUACUGAAGUCAUCCUGGCUACUGAAAACGUUCUUAGUGUCGUCAGGAGGCUACCUAAUCAAAAUCCAGUUGUCCUACUGGUCAAUUUUAAGACUACCAAGGUUACCAUUGAUGCUGCUGGUUGGUUGAACAUCCCUAGUAACUUGACCGUCUAUGCUGCUAGUGUUGGAUCCAAUAUUAAAACUGGGUCCAAGGUUGAUACCUCCAAAUUCAAUCUUCCUGGUGCUGCCUCUGUUAUUCUUUAUUAGUUUAAAUUUUUCUGUAGAUUUCUUUAAAUAAAUCUUGUUAUUGCAAA